Molecule: messenger RNA, 894 nt
Organism: Macroventuria anomochaeta
Lineage: Eukaryota; Fungi; Ascomycota; Dothideomycetes; Pleosporales; Didymellaceae
Exons: 2
Source: RefSeq, a predicted model, not a curated record
CAAGCUUCGCCAACCGCACUGAACACUCUCCACCGAGAGGGCCUCUUGUCUCGAAUCCUGACGGCGUAUCUGAACCCACGUCUCACGUCCGCUCCGCCUGCGUCACCUCAGUCACCACCAUCAUCACCACACGCACCGUCUCUCUUCUGCUCUGCCCACGCACUGCAGCCAGCCCCAGCGCCGCACCCAAUUUCCCGCCGUCUCGGUCUUGCACGCCCGCCCGCCGGCCACUCAGCCCGCUGCACCCGUCCGAUACGCUGCAACCAGGCCCUGUACCACCGCACACUCCAGCACUCGCAGUCUUGUGUCGCCCUUCGAGAAGCACCUGCAGAAACUAGCAAACGCCGCUGUCCACCGCACCCGGCCCCAGCGUUGCGCUUGUCGGCUGCCCCCUCCGGCCAUAGGUCAAAGAAUCCCGCUGUGCGCUCUCUCGCCUCUGCACCACCAUCCACAGCCCUCGAUGCUGUCACCUUCGGAGCAGUAAUCCAAAUCAUCACGUUUCUUUCGCUGCCACUAGGUUCUUCCCGAACCUCGUGCCUUUGUCGUCAAACUGGCGCAAUCUUUACGACCGCAAUUUUGUCCUUGUGAGAGUUUGGAAGAGCAGAGCAAAAAGACGGCACGCCGUGUCUACAAGCAAUUUUGGAGGGGCGUAAUGAUAUCCCGGAAACCCGAACCCACAGCAUUGUCGAUACGAACCAACUCGACCAUCUCGUCUCCUGCGUCGUCUCUCGACGAGUUCGACGGCGAGGAACUCAAGAUGGCCCUCUCAGACUGCCAGAAGGCACCAUUGACCGUCUCGAUACCGAAGAAUAUCCCCAGCCCUCACAGCCGGAAACCCAACCUGGCCGAGAUCCUCGCUAACAAUGCACCACCACCAUACACAUUAUCCUCCUU